AUUGUCCUUCUCAUCACUUCUUAAACUAAUCCCUCCAAUUUUACAUAUUAUUUCACACUCCUCUCAAAUCACAGCUAUGCACUCUCAUCUUCUCUCUCUUCAUCUGCUUCUUCCAUUUUCUCUCUCUUUUUCUUCUUCUUCUUCUUCUUCUUCUUCUUCUUCUUUUUCUCUAAACCUAAUUUCCUUGAUCUGAUUCAUGGGUUGUUGUUGAGGAAUUUUGAAGAAGUGGGUAGUUUGAUUUGUUGCAUAUGAGAGUGGAUCAAGCUGAAGAAAUGUCCGAAGACGAAGAUCGAUAUUUAACUUCGGAUCUAGUUGGUGGUGGUGGUGGUGGUGGUGGUGGUGGAGGUGGUGAUGCCAUAGCUGAAUCUGCUAGUAAAACUCGCAAUUGCACAGGGUGUUCUAGUGAUGUUACUGCUUCUGGUUCAAAUACACUUCAUAAUGUUCUUGAGAACGUGCUUCACUUUCUAACUUCACGACGUGACCGGAACGCGGCUUCACUUGUUUGCAAGUCAUGGUAUCGAGUUGAAGCUCUUACUCGAUCCGACCUUUUCAUUGGGAAUUGUUAUGCGGUAUCCCCUCGUCGAGUUACGUCGCGGUUUAAUCUAGUUCGGUCAGUGAGUAUUAAAGGGAAGCCUCGGUUUGCUGAUUUCAACCUGAUGCCGAUCAAUUGGGGGGCUCACUUUACUCCAUGGGUGGCGGCUAUGGCUAAGUCAUACCCUUGGCUUGAGAGAGUAUAUUUGAAGCGUAUGUCUGUGACUGAUGACGAUCUGGCUCUGCUUGCUGACUCUUUUCCUGGCUUUAAGGAGCUUGUGUUGUUUUGCUGUGAAGGAUUUGGCACCAGUGGUAUUGCUGUUGUUGCCGCCAGAUGCAGGCACCUUCGAGUACUUGAUCUGAUUGAAUCUGACGUAGCGGAUGAUGAAGUGGAUUGGAUAUCUUGUUUCCCUGAGAAGGAAACUUGUCUUGAAUCUCUGAUCUUUGAUUGUGUAGAGUGGCCUAUUAAUUUUGAGGCACUGCAGAGGUUGGUGAGUAGAUCCCCAUCGUUGAAGAAGCUUGGGGUGAAUCGUCAUGUUUCCAUUACUCAGCUGUACCAUUUGAUGAUUCGGGCUCCACAUUUAACGCAUCUGGGAACUGGUUCAUUUAGUACUUCAGAGGCUGUGGUUCAUGGGGACUCAGAGCCUGAUUUUACCUCUGCUUUUGCUGCUUGCAAAUCCUUAGUUUGUCUUUCUGGAUUCAAGGACAUUUUGCCUGAUUAUCUACCUUGUAUCUAUCCAGUUUGUGCUAAUCUCACCACUCUGAACUUGAGCUUUGCAAAUAUAACCCCUGAACAACUCAAACCAGUCAUAAGUCACUGCCACAAGCUCCAAACUUUCUGGGCUCUUGAUUCGAUAUGUGACGAAGGACUUCAGGCUGUUGCUUCAACUUGCAAGGAACUGCGAGAACUUAGGGUUUUCCCUGUUGAUCCCCGAGAAGAUGUCGAAGGCCCCAUUUCUGAAGUGGGCUUCCAGGCAAUAUCUGAAGGUUGCAGGAAAUUGCAAUAUAUUCUAUACUUUUGCCAGAAAAUGACCAAUGCAGCCGUAGUAGCUAUGUCACAGAACUGCCAAGAUCUUGUGGUGUUUAGACUGUGUAUUAUGGGACGACACCAGCCAGACCAUAAAACCGGAGAUCCAAUGGAUGAAGGAUUUGGUGCCAUUGUUAUUAACUGUAAGAAGCUAACUAGGCUUGCAAUAUCUGGAUUGUUGACGGAUCGUGCUUUCAGCUAUAUUGGGAAGUAUGGGAAACUGGUACGCACCCUGUCAGUUGCUUUUGCUGGAAACAGUGAUUUGGGGUUGAAGUACGUGCUUGAGGGCUGUCAUAGAUUGCAAAAACUUGAGAUAAGAGAUAGCCCAUUUGGUGAUGGAGCCUUGCGGUCUGGUUUACAUCAUUACUACAAUAUGAGAUUUCUCUGGAUGUCAGCUUGUAAAUUGACUCGCCAAGGCUGCCAAGAGGUUGCUAGAGCGAUGCCUCACUUAGUGGUUGAGGUGAUGAAGAGUGACGAGGAAAUUGAAAACGAUAGUCAGGUGGAGGGUAUGGAGGACCAUGUUCAGGUGCUAUAUAUGUAUAGAUCUCUUGAGGGGCCAAGGAAUGAUACUCCAAAGUCUGUUGACAUCCUAUAGAAUAUUGGACUGCUAGAAGAUUCGACUGUCACUGAGCAAGGUCACAAUUUUGUGCGAUAAGUUUAUUACUUCUUAUCGAAGGCUUAUUCUUCAAUACCCAAACAAAUCAUGUUUACCCGCUGAAGAAAAUUUGGAUGCCUGUUUUUACAUGGGGAAUAUUAAGAUGGUUUUGGGAGCCAAAUGCACAAAGCGAAAACAUCUCAUUUGAGAUAUGGAACUUCCUGAUACUUUGAAAAGUGGUGUAGUUGCUGAGGAUUAAUCUCCUUACCGUUCGUCAGGAGGCAAAUCAAGUUUUCAUAAGUUUGUUUCUAAUUGUUCCGUUUAAUUUCUUCAUUUCAAUAUUUGGUAACUGUAAACCAGAGCUGCUGGAGGAAGCGUGGGUCGUAAAGAGCUGCCUUAAGAGCUUAGAUAUCAAUUAUUGGUCAGUUGUCAAUUGAAUCAAGAAAGAAAAUCAUUUGCAAGGAUUGGAGAAUCUGUCAACUGCAAGAUCUAUGAAUAUCUCUCCAACCAUCUGGCCACCAAUAGGAUUGACACAGGUAUCUUAUUCAGUCCUACAAUAAUCAUUAGUCCAUUUAUUUUGAUUCAAAUGGUUAGUAGAUGUGAAAAUUGAAAGACUCGGCCUCUCUAGCUAAAUGUUGUUUAUUUCUAAUCAGAUUUACCAGUAGUGUAGGCCCCAGAUUAUCGAGUUUACUAUUGUUGUUUAUUAGAAAAUGUGGGAUGGAUGGGGUAAUAAAUGCCACAAACUAUUCAUGGACAGAAUUUCCAUAUAAUAAUGGUACUGUCUCAGCCUUUUUUCCCUUCA
Messenger RNA from Cucumis melo (muskmelon), 2955 nucleotides. RefSeq names its product transport inhibitor response 1-like protein. Gene Ontology annotation, biological process: SCF-dependent proteasomal ubiquitin-dependent protein catabolic process. Gene Ontology annotation, cellular component: SCF ubiquitin ligase complex. Gene Ontology annotation, molecular function: protein binding. The coding region runs from base 249 to 2153 and encodes 634 amino acids. The record is from RefSeq and is a predicted model, not a curated record. Lineage: Eukaryota; Viridiplantae; Streptophyta; Magnoliopsida; Cucurbitales; Cucurbitaceae. The transcript has 3 exons.